Drosophila innubila is the source of this 1495-nucleotide messenger RNA. It is a transcript of the gene Rpt2, whose product is annotated as 26S proteasome regulatory subunit 4. Lineage: Eukaryota; Metazoa; Arthropoda; Insecta; Diptera; Drosophilidae. Gene Ontology annotation, biological process: proteasome-mediated ubiquitin-dependent protein catabolic process. Gene Ontology annotation, cellular component: proteasome regulatory particle, base subcomplex. Bases 125 to 1444 code for a protein of 439 amino acids. The transcript has 2 exons. The record is from RefSeq and is a predicted model, not a curated record. Gene Ontology annotation, molecular function: ATP hydrolysis activity; proteasome-activating activity; ATP binding.
CUUUGUGUACACACUGUCAAAAUAGCCGCAGCCAACUUCAAGUCGAUUAUGACUAGUAGAAAUCUGUUUGUGUUGCCGACAAAAUAAAAAUCAUUUUAGUCUGAAAAUAUAGUAGCUACGCAAAAUGGGCCAAAAUCAAUCGGCACAAGGAGGAGCUGGGGACAAGAAAGAUGACAAAGACAAAAAGAAGAAAUAUGAGCCACCAAUUCCCACUCGCGUAGGCAAAAAGAAGCGUCGCGCAAAGGGUCCAGAUGCUGCCAUGAAGUUGCCCCAAGUGACGCCCCACACUCGCUGUCGACUUAAGCUGUUGAAAUUGGAGCGCAUUAAGGAUUACCUGAUGAUGGAGGAUGAGUUCAUUCGCAAUCAAGAGCGUUUGAAGCCUCAGGACGAGAAGAACGAGGAGGAACGUUCCAAGGUUGAUGAUCUACGUGGCACACCAAUGUCUGUGGGUAAUCUGGAGGAGAUUAUCGACGACAAUCAUGCCAUUGUAUCUACUUCGGUUGGUUCCGAGCACUACGUCAGCAUUUUGUCCUUUGUCGACAAGGAUCAACUGGAGCCUGGUUGCUCUGUUCUCUUGAACCACAAGGUACAUGCUGUAGUUGGUGUGCUUAGCGACGAUACCGAUCCCAUGGUCACUGUGAUGAAGCUGGAGAAGGCGCCACAAGAAACCUAUGCGGAUAUUGGCGGUUUGGAUACGCAAAUUCAGGAAAUCAAAGAGUCUGUUGAAUUGCCGCUAACGCAUCCCGAAUACUACGAGGAAAUGGGGAUUAAACCGCCAAAGGGAGUCAUUCUUUACGGUCCUCCUGGCACCGGUAAGACCCUCCUCGCCAAGGCCGUCGCCAAUCAAACCUCAGCCACUUUCUUGCGUGUUGUGGGUUCCGAGCUUAUACAAAAGUACUUGGGCGAUGGUCCCAAGCUUGUGCGAGAGCUAUUCCGUGUUGCCGAGGAACAUGCUCCUUCCAUUGUGUUUAUCGAUGAAAUUGACGCUGUGGGCACAAAGCGUUACGACUCCAACUCUGGCGGAGAGCGAGAAAUUCAGCGUACAAUGUUGGAGUUGCUCAAUCAGCUGGACGGUUUCGAUUCUCGUGGAGACGUUAAAGUUAUCAUGGCCACCAAUCGUAUUGAAACGCUCGAUCCCGCGCUUAUACGUCCUGGUCGUAUUGAUCGUAAGAUCGAGUUUCCACUCCCCGAUGAGAAGACCAAGCGUCGCAUUUUUACCAUACACACUUCCCGCAUGACCCUGGCUGAGGAUGUGAAUCUAAGUGAACUGAUCAUGGCUAAGGAUGAUCUGUCUGGAGCUGACAUUAAGGCGAUCUGCACAGAGGCUGGGUUGAUGGCACUGCGCGAACGUCGCAUGAAGGUCACCAACGAGGACUUUAAGAAAUCCAAGGAAAGCGUUUUGUACCGGAAGAAGGAAGGCACGCCCGAGGGAUUGUAUUUAUAAGUCAAUAUUCAUAUUUUCAGUUAUAAUAUAUAAUUCCUAAUCACAAACACA